Molecule: messenger RNA, 1247 nt
Organism: Tigriopus californicus
Lineage: Eukaryota; Metazoa; Arthropoda; Copepoda; Harpacticoida; Harpacticidae
Product: retinoic acid receptor RXR-gamma-A-like
Exons: 2
Coding region: 218-1063 (281 amino acids)
Biological process (GO): regulation of DNA-templated transcription
Molecular function (GO): zinc ion binding; DNA-binding transcription factor activity; sequence-specific DNA binding
Source: RefSeq, a predicted model, not a curated record
GAUUUCAGAUUUCACUGAGGAUUGCACGGAGAGCGCAAUUGCAUGUGAGCUCUCCUCAAAGCAAGGUAUCGGGUGGAUUGAAAUCAGAAUCACCUGGAUGCUUCGCAAGUUGUAGGUCUGCUACAUAGCUUAUUAAGCCCGUUUGUUUACCUGGAGUGGAAGUGCAGUUCGUGACAAGGGUUUAAACCUUUUGCAAAUAUUUUGGAUAUGUUUCAAAAUGACCACUUACUCCAAGAUCAACACCGAGUAUCCCAGUCGAAAACGGAGGCUUCUAGCUAACCUCUCAUCCCCAUCAACAAUCCCUACAAAACUAGCUCAAAGAGAAUUACAGACUGAUGACGGACCUAAUCAAUUGAAUACCUCAAAAGCAAGGCACGUCUUAUUGGCUUGCAGGGACGAUCCAGCACUGUCUCAUUGUCAAAACUAUCAUUCGUCCCCUCUGACUUGCAAAGUUGUCCAAAAGGUCUCGGAAAACACGUGGAUCGAACUGAACGUUCCUUGUGAUGACGCCUCUUUACAAGAAGCUUCCAAUACCAUCAAGCAAUUUGCUACCUCAUACACUAGUACCUCCAAUCUCUCCUAUGCAAGAGAGUACAGUUGUCCCCGACAAUAUGGAACCAAUCACAAUCCAUCUCCAAAACUCGAGAAAUUAUCCAUCGGCAAAAAGUGUCCAGCCAACAAGCAGUCGGGUACACUAUCAAUCCCCAUUGAUUCCCCCAUAUGUUCCAUAUGCCAAGGACCAGCCGAAAGCUUGCACAAUCAUUAUGGAGCCCGUUCCUGUUUGAGUUGCCGAGCCUUUUUUCGGCGAUCCGUUCAAAUCGAAAUCUACCCCAAUUUUACCUGCUCUACCAACCGGAAAUGCGUGAUAACAGAGUUCAACAGGAGCAAGUGUAAGUUGUGCCGGUUCGAAAAAUGUCAAGAAAAGGGGAUGAAAAAGUCAGCCGUUUUGAGCCAGGAUCAAAAGCAAGCUCGAUUUCGGAAGCAUCUGGAGCAGAAGCGCUCAAAGCAAAUGGAGAUGAAGAAAAUUCUUAGAAGAUUCCGACGAAAUAACCACGCUGUUUAGUAGCUUGUCUAGGGCAGAAACAUAUCUAAAUGACAAUUCCAUCACCUGUUAUUGGUUAAAAAGUAUGUUCUUGUGAUUUUGUUGUGACGGUUUGUGUCAGGAUGAUUGCGAAAAUACCUAGCAAUGUAGGAUAAAUAUUAAAUCAACGUUACCUCCAUUAACUCAUUUUGGACAACACUCAUUU